CAAAGCAUUUCAAAAUCAUUACCAUUGCAAAAAGCACCAACUACUGUAAUAUAUCUUCAUCAAGUUCUUCUAAUCAGCUUUGAUUAAAACCAUGGCAGCCAUGGCUUACAUUGGUUUGUCGAAAACCAUUUUUCCAUUUGUUAUUCUAUCUAUCUUGUUAUCAAGUAGUAAGACAAUAGUUUCCGGUGCACGCAAUCUUCUAGAUUCAAACAUACCGCAGCUUCCAAAAUUUGAUUUGCCACCUCUACCAAAGCCUGAGCUUCCGACGAUUCCUGAAUUAACUAAGCCAGAAAUUCCUAAGGUACCUGAAUUACCAAAACCAGAGUUACCUAAAGUGCCUGAAUUUCCAAAUCCUGAGCUACCUAAGUUUAAUAUUCCAGAAUUUCCAAAACUUGAGCUUCCUAAAGUCCCUGAAUUGCUCAAACCUGAUCUACCUAAAGUCUCUGAGUUGUCUAAGGAAGAAAUUCCGAAAGUACCUGAAUUGCCAAAGCCAGAAUUACCAAAGUUUAAUGUCCCUGAAUUGCCAAAACUUGAGGUACCCAAAGUCCCUGAAUUGCAAAAUCCUGAGCUACCUAAUGUCCCUGAGUUGCCUAAGCCAGAAAUACCUAAGGUACCUGAAUUGCCAAAGCCUGAGAUACAUAAAUUUAAUGUCCCUGAAUUGCCAAAACCUGAGGUACCUAAAGUCCCUGAAUUGCAAAAACCUGAGCUACCUAAUGUCCCUGAGUUGCCUAAGCCAGAAAUACCUAAGGUACCUGAAUUGCCAAAGCCUGAGCUACCUAAAUUUAAUGUCCCUGAAUUGCCAAAACCUGAGGUACCUAAAGUCCCUGAAUUGCCAAAACCCGAGCCACCUAAAAUCCCUAAGUUGCCUAAGCCAGAACUACCGAAAGUACCUGAAUUGACUAAGCCAGAACAGCCCAAGGUACCUAAAUUUCCAAAACCUGAACUACCUAAAUUUAAUGUCCCAGACUUACCGAAAUCGGAGUUACCUCAAUUUCCUGCAAUUCCUAAAGUUGCUCCAACCACCACUCCAUAAGUUGGAACUCUAACCUUUCAUUGCAUUGUUUCAAAUCAUUUAUAAUUUUCUCCUAUAUAGUUCCUAGAUCAUGUUGUAUGAUGGAUGUAAUAUGAUUUAUACAAAUUUUCAAUACUGUAUUUUAUGAUUGAACCUUAUUAAGAUUACAUAUUACUUUUAGUUUGAGCCACUUUAAAUUGAUUGUACUACUGCUUAUUGUUGGUGAUCACUGAUCAUAUUUCCUUCAUGUAUGUAUUGUUGUAUUUAAUGAUAUCAAUCUUAAACUUGUAUUUUCAAAUUCUAAUGUCUGAGUUGAUAUUUCAUUUUGUUU
Trifolium pratense (red clover) is the source of this 1343-nucleotide messenger RNA. RefSeq names its product protein PELPK1. Bases 92 to 1033 code for a protein of 313 amino acids. The transcript has a single exon. Lineage: Eukaryota; Viridiplantae; Streptophyta; Magnoliopsida; Fabales; Fabaceae. The record is from RefSeq and is a predicted model, not a curated record.